CAACAUCAUGUCGGCGGACACUAAAAUUGCAGAGCUUUUAACAGAGCUCCAUCAACUCAUCAAGCAGACGCAGGUAAGUCUCAACCAAUGGUUGCUACGCCCAAGUGCUGUUGUCAUCAGGAGCACUGACCAGUAACUCAGGGACCACAGUGGAGGACGGUCAUUUUAUGAAUAAAUAGCUACCUAGCUAGUUAUAUUCAAAUGUGGCUCAUAUUUUUACAUCAUGCCAUCAUAGGGAUUGAAGUCACAUUUGGGAGUAAUGUAAUACCUAGCAAUACAGAAUAGGAAUGAUAUGCAGAGAUCAAAUUAAAUCUCAUUGCCAAAACAUCAGUCACUGUAAUACAUUUAAAUUGUGUGUGCACAUUAUAUGUUAUUCUUGCUGAUAUAUUGCAUCAUUUUGCACCUAUGCAACAACCACACAUUGUAAUAUGAAUCCCUUUCCUUCUCUUUUUCAGGAGGAGCGGUCGCGCAGUGAACACAACCUGCUCAACAUCCAGAAAACACAUGAGAGGAUGCAGACUGAGAACAAGAGUGAGCCUCUACCUCGCCUCCCCACAUUCCCCUUUGUCCAUCAACACUGCAACACUAUUUUAUAACUCUUCAUAUCACUGUUACACACAGUUUCUGUUUCUGUGUCAUCUGGCUAAGCCUUUACCCCACACACACACACACGUUAUGUUCUUCUAUCCUUGUGGGGACCUAAAAUUAAUUUCCAUUCAAAAUCCUAUUUUCCCUAACCCCUAAACCUAACCCUUACUCGUAACCCUAACCCCUAAGAUUAAAAUAGCCUUUGUCCUCAUGGGGACAUGGGAAAUGUCCCCACGAGGGAGAAUUUUCCUUAUUUUACUAUCCCCACAAGGAUAGACAAACCAACACAAACACAGUGUAAAAGGUGUUAUUCUUGUCCCCAUCUCCCCCAGCCUCCCCUUAUUACCGGACUAAGCUGAGGGGACUCUACACCACAGCCAAAGCAGACGCUGAGGCAGAGUGCAGGUCGGUAGCCUACACUGACAUCCCCAUGUCCCUUGAAGUGUCCACUGAUCUGAUAUGAUAGGGUUGGUGUAAGCCGUUUAAUGUAACGUUUCCUUUCACCUAUCCAACUGUGGUAGUUCAGUGAUUAGAUGUGUUUUUGUCUUGCGUUCAGAAAUCAUUGCCACCAUGUGGAGUAAGUAAGUACAGCUCCAGUCCAAAGUAAUAAGUCGGGCACCACUCUUUCUCUCCCACAGUAUUCUUCGUCAUGCCCUCGACAAAAUUGCAGAGAUCAAAUCCUUAUUGGAGGAGAGGCGAAUAGGUAAGAAGAGUAUGGCUGUGACUGAAUUCUCAUAAUAGCCUACAUCCUAUUUAGGAAGAAGGCGAGACGAGGAGAAGAAGCCACUGUAUACUAUUGAGAUGCAGCCCAUACCUCUCUCCUCCUCUCUCUCUCUCCUCUCCCCCAGCGGCUAAGAUGGCAGGGGUGUACAGCGACAAUGACCCCCCCAGGAAGACCAUGCGGAGGGGGGUGCUGAUGACACUGCUCCAACAGUCAGCCAUGACGCUCCCGUUGUGGAUCGGCAAGCCAGGAGACAGGUACGGUCUGAUGAUUCAGUCUCUCUCCUGCGUCCUGUUCAGUAGUGCACAACAUAGCAAAACGUUUUGCAACGGGAAACGAAAAUCUGUGUUCUUAUUGUGUACAGUUCAAGUUCAGUACCUACCCUACCUUUCUUCCACCUGCCCCUUUUUUCUGUCCUCCAUUACUAUGUUACUCCCCCCACCCCUAAAACCCUCCAUCCUUCCCUGUAUCCCCCUCUCCUCCUCCCCUCCAGUCCUCCUCCCCUGUGUGGGGCGAUGCCAGCCAGCAGUGACUACGUGGCCAAGCAGGGGGACAAGGUGGCAGCGCGGGUCAAGGCCGUGGACGGGGACGAACAGUGGAUCCUGGCCGAGGUGGUCAACUACAGCCACUCCACCAACAAGUAACUAUCAGCAAAUCAGCUCCAGCCACUGUUAGCCAAUCAAGUACAGCCAUGUACCACUGUUAACCAAUCAACUACAGCCUUUAACACUUUUAGCAAAUCAGCUACAACAGACUGUUUUGAGUUGUAUUCUUCUGCUCUGUCCUUCAGGUAUGAAGUGGAUGACAUUGAUGAGGAAGGAAAAGAGUAAGACAAUGUCUUCAUUCUUCUAUAUUUCUCUUCCUACUAUUUUGUCUUGUAGUACAUGAUAUUUUAUGCCCUGAAAAUCUCACCUCGGAUAUAAUGACAAUUAUCUACUCUACUUCUUCUCUCUCUCUCUCUCUCUCUCCCCCCCAUCUCCCAUCCUUCUUCUCUUGUCCUCCUCCAGGAGACACACCCUGAGCAGGAGGCGUAUCAUCCCUCUGCCCCAGUGGAAGGCCAACCCAGAGACGGACCCGGAGGCCCUGUUCAGUAAAGACCAGCUGGUGCUGGCCCUCUACCCCCAGACCACCUGCUUCUACAGAGCCCUCAUCCACACCCCCCCACACCGGGUGAGACACGGAGGGGGGGGGACUGAUUGAUGUCAUUUGAAUACAUUUUAUUUGAUGACGAAACUACAUAAAGCUGGUUCAGUUGGAGAAAAUGUUACUGUACACUAAACCCUGCAUCCAGGAAGGCCUCUCGCUUGGCAGCUUCCCCUCCAGUAAUCCUAACCUUAACCAUUAGUGGGGAAAAUGCUGACCCCAAAUCAGUGAACCCUGUUCUCCCCACUAACCACCAUGCACUCUCUGCUCUCUCAGCCCCAGGACGACUACUCAGUGCUGUUUGAGGACACGUCGUACGCAGACGGCUACUCCCCGCCCCUCAACGUGGCUCAGAGAUACGUGGUGGCCUGCAAAGAGAACAAAAAGAAGUGA
Messenger RNA from Coregonus sp. 'balchen', 2845 nucleotides. Lineage: Eukaryota; Metazoa; Chordata; Actinopteri; Salmoniformes; Salmonidae. The record is from the annotation of a GenBank genome assembly.